GUGUAUGUGAUAGGAAGAUUUGAGAAAUUUUUUCCCCUCGUAUACAUGUACACACGUAUAAAGUCAAGGUGGUCUUUAUCAGAUUUCACUUCUCAGUCUGGCACUGGUAAACAUGAGAGCGGCACUGUUUUGUCUUGCUGUAGUAAUGCUUGCAGGUUCAACCUGCCAAGCAUAUAGGACUGGAUCUCAAUGCUCCUGUCCUAAAAUUUCAGAAACGAUUCUUCCUCUUUCAAAAAUAAGAGGUUACUAUGAGCAAAAGUUAGGCCUCUGCCAUGUUGCAGCUGUUGUAUUUAAAACUGUGAAAGGUAAAGUGGUUUGCUCAGACCCAAAGAAGCCAUGGGUGGAAAGAGCCAAGAAGAUACUGGAUGCCAAGAAAAAUAAAUCCACGACAGCAGUUCCUACAAGAGCUGCUUUCAGAUCGACAAGAUUAAAUACAGCAGGACAACAGAUAAACACAUAAUCUACUCUAUAUGUGUCAAAUGAAUUAUUGUAUAGCACAUUUAUUCAUUCAUUCAUUUAUUUACUGUUGUACCACCGCUUUAUCCUAUUCAGGGCUGCGAUGGGGGCCAAUUCACAAACACAUUCACACACACACAGGGCUAUUUUAGUAGCUCUAAUUAAACUGACUGCAUGUCUUUGGAGGAAACCGGAGCACCUGGAGGAAACCCAUGCCAAAAUGGAGAGAACAUGCAAACUCCACACAGAAAGUACCAGAGUGCUCCACCUGGAAAUUGAAUCCAGAAUUCUUGCUUUGAGGCGACAGUGCUACUUUUUACUUUAGAAUAUGGAAGCUAAUAAUUUAUAUGAUGUAAUUGAUUUUAUACGUUAGCAGUGGGAGGGAUUGAAACACCUAAACUUAAUAAUUAGAAGGGGUGUCCAUGUAUCUUUACUCUGUAUGCCGUGUAUUUUGUAACACUCUUGUGCAAUAAUUAAUCCAAUAAAGAUAUUUGGAUGAUA
Trichomycterus rosablanca is the source of this 957-nucleotide messenger RNA. Its product is annotated as C-C motif chemokine 20-like. The transcript has 3 exons. Gene Ontology annotation, biological process: immune response. The coding region runs from base 113 to 460 and encodes 115 amino acids. Lineage: Eukaryota; Metazoa; Chordata; Actinopteri; Siluriformes; Trichomycteridae. Gene Ontology annotation, molecular function: chemokine activity. The record is from RefSeq and is a predicted model, not a curated record. Gene Ontology annotation, cellular component: extracellular region.